Messenger RNA from Lottia gigantea (owl limpet), 1219 nucleotides. RefSeq lists its product as hypothetical. The coding region runs from base 1 to 1116 and encodes 371 amino acids. Lineage: Eukaryota; Metazoa; Mollusca; Gastropoda; Lottiidae. The record is from RefSeq and is a predicted model, not a curated record. The transcript is spliced from 2 exons.
AUGGCGGCCUGGAAACGGACGUUACGUCAUUCGAAAUAUCUUUGCCCCAAUGUUUUAAAAUUAAUGACUCGUGGAAAGUGGGUGGAACAAGAAGUGAGUGCUUUCAUGAAACUUGAAAUGGAUGUUUUCUUGGAGAAAGCCAGAGGUGAUUUUUAUCUCCCUGGAACCUUACAACGAUUGGAUGACCAUUGUGGAAACGUGACAUUUGAUUGGUUAACUGGAAAUCAAAGACCAUUGCUGUGGUUCCGCGCGCUUUGUGACCCUAAGGGUGCAAAACCAUGUUGUUAUGACAACGUGUGUACAAGUAAAUCUAUUGAACAGUGUAAAUGCCCCGGGUGUUUAGACAUGAGGCAGCAAAUAAAUGCUGAGCAUGCGAAUUGGACGCCAGAGCACCCAGAUUGUCAUCCUCCAGAAAGAACUCCUAAAGAUAUGUGUAAUAUUUUAAAUGGUAUGACUAUUUAUUUCGUUGGUGAUUCGUUCAUUCGACAUUUAUACACAGCCUUGUUAAUGCUGGUGAAAGGUAAUAUGUAUGAUGGAGCUCUAAGGAACAAACCUAUACCGCAAUUGACUCAUACAAGAUGUGUUGGAAUGUAUGUAUUCAGUGACGCAGAGUGUCGUGCUUGGAUUAAUUUCAAUGCGUCUUUGUGUAACAAUACAGUGCACAUGCAAUUUGACGAACUUCCAAAAGUAGAGCACGUAAUGCAUGUCUCAACCAAAAUGCAGGAAUUAACUAGAAAACCGAGAUCGUUGUUUGUAUUCGGAAUCGGAAUACACAAUGAUUAUAAUAUAAGUGCAACAACCAACAAUUUUUUACAUCCGUUAUUACGUCAUAAAGAUAGUAAAACGUGGCCAAGAUAUUUGUGGCAUUCCGCGCAUGCGCCUGGAUUAUUAAAAACCCCUCGUAUUCCGGCUCAGAGUAUUGACAGUGUGUUAAAAUAUAAUCAUCAAAUUGAACACUAUUUGAAACAAAGUAACGUCCCUAUCUUACAGUCGUUUACCUUAACCAAAGGAGUGAACAGUUUUGAUGGCGCACAUUAUGGUUUGGGAGUCAAUUUAGUAAAAUCACAAAUUUUAAUUGAAUAUAUUCGAGAUUUGAGAUCUAAGGAAAAUUGGUGACAGGAAUAAGACGAGUUUUUGUUCAAUUAUAAAUUACAAAUUGUUUUACAAACCAUUGCAUUUUGAUAUUUAAAGGGAGGUAUUAAAAAUUGUUAUGAAUUUG